GGGGAGGCAGGGGCGAGACGGGGGCGCAGCAGGAGCGGGAGGAGCAGCGUGAGCGAGGGCGGAAGGAGAGGCCGGGAGGCCGCAGCUCCCCGCCCGCAUCGCUCAGGAUUUCUCAUUCCCAAACCUUGGCUGGAUGGAGGAGGAGGCUGUGAGGAAGAGGAAGAUGCCCCAGGACACCCAGACAGGUUUCACCCCCCAGUUUUACCUGUGGCUGCUCUGGGAAGUUCUGUCCAUGGCAAGAGGGAACUCCCACCCUGAUGCCAACAAUCCCUUCCAGUACGACUGGCAUCACCUGCGCGUGGCUGGGUUGGGCGUGGCCGCCUUCCUGUGUGUCCUGGGCUUCAUCGUCCUGCUCAGUGGGAAGUGCAAGUGCCGGAGCAAGGCCAGCCACCAACGACACCCCCCUGAGAUGUCACACCUGGUUGGGACAGGAGCCGUCAGCACGUGCUGAGGUGUCCCCAAGUGUCCCCGAGUGUCCCCAAGUGCAGCGACACAUGGAGGGGGGAGGAACGGGUUUAUUUUGGGGUGGAACCCCCCAAAAACAGCCCAACAAAUGGGGAAAAUGAAUAAAAAAGGUUAAA
Pipra filicauda (Wire-tailed manakin) is the source of this 581-nucleotide messenger RNA. It is a transcript of the gene FXYD3, whose product is annotated as FXYD domain containing ion transport regulator 3. Gene Ontology annotation, biological process: regulation of sodium ion transmembrane transporter activity. The transcript has 9 exons. NCBI's taxonomy places the organism in Eukaryota, Metazoa, Chordata, Aves, Passeriformes, Pipridae. The coding region runs from base 134 to 451 and encodes 105 amino acids. Gene Ontology annotation, cellular component: membrane. The record is from RefSeq and is a predicted model, not a curated record. Gene Ontology annotation, molecular function: sodium channel regulator activity.